Messenger RNA from Marmota monax (woodchuck), 6693 nucleotides. RefSeq names its product neurexin 3 (gene Nrxn3). Bases 981 to 6023 code for a protein of 1680 amino acids. NCBI's taxonomy places the organism in Eukaryota, Metazoa, Chordata, Mammalia, Rodentia, Sciuridae. The transcript is spliced from 22 exons. The record is from RefSeq and is a predicted model, not a curated record.
UCCGGCAGUCUCAGGCUCAGAGCUCAGCCCUACACAUCGCCUCUUGCAUGCAACUCACUGAGAGGGAGAGACAGCGUGUCCUCCCCUCUCGCAGCCGCUGGCAUCUGGAGCCACCAGGGACCUGCUUUUCGCACCUCCAAUACCCCCUCCCUUCUUCCCCGCCACUCCCUCCCAGAGAAAGAGAGAGAAAAAAAGAAAAGGAGAAAGAUUCUGGAAUUUGAACCUUCCCAAAGAGGAAACACCCAGAAAACUCAGUUGAUUAAACAUCAAACAAACAGACAGAUCCCAACUCUUCUGUGCAACUGGAAAGGUCUUUUCUCCGGAGUCCUGGGAGGUGGGUUAUGGGCAGGCCUGCCCCUGGCUGGCACCAUGUCGCCUGAGUCUGCUUGCGCCCUGCGCUGGGCCCGGCUCUUCCUGAGCACUCAGCUUCUCUCUGCUUCCCUUCCUGCGGCCCGCCACUGCUGAGGAGGUAGACCCUCAGGACUGCCCUUGGCAUUUCUACCUUUCGCCCAGCUCACCUUGCUGCCUGCUCCUCCUCCAUCACGGCACCGCUGACCUCAGCCCUGUCCCCGGCCUCCCUGGCUGGGGCUUUCGGGGGUCCAUUGGGAGGAUCUCGUUGCUGAAGGCUUCCUCCUGCACCGCGCCUUCUCCUCCUCAAAUCAAGGCCUCCGGAUCCACAUGGAUAGCUGAGAUCUUGUCUUGGAGAAAGACACUCGUCCUCACCUUCCCACCCAGUGCCAUUCUCUCCUGUCUAUUUUCCUGCCUCUUUACUGGAUUUCUUGCUCGUGCCCAUCUGGGACCGUCUUGUUCUCUUUCCUCCUGCUUCUCCCUCUUGAUAUUUGUGUGUGUGCCUCCUUCCUCCUGUGUGUUCUCUCUUCCCACUCCUCUGUCUUGUCUGCCUCUCUCCCUUCCACCACCAAAGGGAGAUCCUUCCCCUGUUCCUGGCCUGUGCUCCUCAGGGAUCUGUGCCCACAGCCAGGAUGAGCUUCACCCUCCACUCAGUUUUCUUCACCCUCAAGGCCAGCAUCCUGCUGGGGUCCCUGCUGGGGCUCUGCUUGGGCCUGGAGUUCAUGGGCCUCCCCAACCAGUGGGCCCGCUACCUCCGCUGGGACGCCAGCACGCGCAGUGAUCUGAGCUUCCAGUUCAAGACCAACGUCUCCACGGGGCUGCUCCUCUACCUGGACGAUGGUGGCGUCUGUGACUUCCUCUGCCUCUCCCUGGUGGAUGGCCGCGUUCAGCUCCGCUUUAGCAUGGACUGCGCUGAGACUGCCGUGCUGUCCAACAAGCAGGUGAACGACAGCAGCUGGCACUUCCUCAUGGUGAGCCGCGAUCGCCUGCGCACCGUGCUGGUGCUGGAUGGCGAGGGCCAGUCUGGGGAGCUACAGCCCCAGCGGCCGUACAUGGAUGUGGUCAGUGACUUGUUCCUUGGUGGAGUCCCCGCUGACAUUCGGCCUUCUGCCCUGACCCUUGAUGGAGUACAGGCCAUGCCCGGCUUCAAGGGAUUAAUCAUGGAUCUCAAAUAUGGCAACUCGGAGCCUCGGCUUCUGGGGAGCCAGGGUGUCCAGAUGGAAGCCGAGGGACCCUGUGGUGAGCGUCCCUGUGAAAAUGGAGGGAUCUGCUUCCUCCUGGACGGCCACCCCACCUGUGACUGUUCUACCACUGGCUAUGGUGGCACGCUGUGCUCAGAAGAUGUCAGUCAAGGUCCAGGCCUCUCCCACCUCAUGAUGAGUGAACAAGCCCGAGAGGAGAAUGUGGCCACUUUCCGAGGCUCAGAAUACCUGUGCUACGACCUGUCUCAGAACCCGAUCCAGAGCAGCAGUGAUGAAAUCACCCUCUCCUUCAAGACCUGGCAGCGCAACGGGCUCAUCCUACACACGGGCAAGUCGGCUGACUAUGUCAACCUGGCUCUGAAGGAUGGUGCGGUCUCCUUGGUCAUUAACCUGGGGUCCGGGGCCUUUGAGGCCAUUGUGGAGCCAGUGAAUGGGAAGUUCAACGACAACGCCUGGCAUGAUGUCAAAGUGACACGCAACCUCCGGCAGCACUCAGGCAUCGGACACGCUAUGGUGACAAUCUCUGUGGAUGGCAUUCUUACCACGACGGGCUAUACGCAGGAAGACUACACUAUGCUGGGCUCAGAUGAUUUCUUCUACGUGGGAGGAAGCCCAAGUACAGCUGACUUGCCAGGCUCACCUGUGAGCAACAACUUCAUGGGCUGCCUUAAGGAGGUUGUUUAUAAGAAUAAUGACAUCCGUCUGGAGCUGUCUCGUCUGGCACGGAUUGGGGACACAAAAAUGAAAAUCUAUGGUGAAGUUGUGUUCAAGUGUGAGAAUGUGGCCACACUGGACCCCAUCAACUUUGAGACCCCAGAGGCUUACAUCAGCUUGCCCAAGUGGAACACCAAACGAAUGGGCUCUAUCUCCUUUGACUUCCGCACCACUGAGCCCAAUGGCCUGAUCCUCUUCACUCAUGGGAAGCCCCAAGAGAGGAAGGAUGCUCGGAGCCAAAAGAACACAAAAGUUGACUUCUUUGCUGUGGAACUUCUCGAUGGCAACCUGUACUUGCUGCUCGAUAUGGGCUCAGGCACCAUCAAAGUGAAAGCCACCCAGAAGAAAGCCAAUGACGGGGAAUGGUACCAUGUGGAUAUUCAGCGCGAUGGCAGAUCAGGUACCAUAUCAGUGAACAGCAGGCGCACGCCAUUCACCGCCAGUGGGGAGAGCGAGAUCCUGGACCUGGAGGGAGACAUGUACCUGGGCGGGCUGCCGGAGAACCGUGCUGGCCUCAUCCUCCCCACGGAGCUCUGGACCGCCAUGCUCAACUACGGCUACGUGGGCUGCAUCCGCGACCUGUUCAUCGACGGGCGCAGCAAGAACAUCCGGCAGCUGGCGGAGAUGCAGAACGCCGCGGGCGUCAAGUCCUCCUGUUCACGGAUGAGCGCCAAGCAGUGUGACAGCUACCCCUGCAAGAACAACGCUGUGUGCAAGGACGGCUGGAACCGCUUCAUCUGCGACUGCACGGGCACUGGUUACUGGGGAAGAACCUGCGAAAGGGAGGCGUCCAUCCUGAGCUACGACGGCAGCAUGUACAUGAAGAUCAUCAUGCCCAUGGUCAUGCACACUGAGGCUGAGGAUGUGUCCUUCCGCUUCAUGUCCCAGCGAGCCUACGGGCUCCUGGUGGCUACUACCUCCAGGGACUCUGCUGACACGCUGCGCCUGGAGCUCGAUGGGGGUCGCGUCAAGCUCAUGGUUAACUUAGACUGUAUCAGGAUAAACUGUAACUCCAGCAAAGGACCUGAGACCCUGUAUGCAGGGCAGAAGCUCAAUGACAACGAGUGGCACACCGUUCGGGUGGUGCGGAGAGGAAAAAGCCUAAAGUUAACCGUGGACGAUGAUGUGGCUGAGGGUACAAUGGUGGGAGACCACACUCGCUUGGAGUUCCAUAAUAUUGAAACUGGUAUCAUGACAGAGAAACGAUACAUCUCCAUCGUUCCCUCUAGUUUCAUUGGGCACCUGCAGAGCCUCAUGUUUAAUGGCUUGCUCUACAUUGACUUGUGCAAAAAUGGUGACAUUGAUUACUGUGAGCUGAAGGCUCGUUUUGGACUGAGGAACAUCAUCGCUGACCCCGUCACCUUUAAGACCAAGAGCAGCUACCUGAGCCUUGCCACCCUCCAGGCCUACACCUCCAUGCACCUCUUCUUCCAGUUCAAGACCACCUCGGCUGAUGGCUUCAUUCUCUUCAACAGCGGUGAUGGCAAUGACUUCAUUGCAGUUGAGCUAGUCAAGGGGUACAUACACUACGUUUUUGAUCUCGGAAAUGGCCCCAAUGUGAUCAAAGGUAAUAGUGAUCGCCCCCUGAAUGACAACCAGUGGCACAACGUCGUCAUCACUCGGGACAACAGUAACACUCACAGCCUGAAGGUGGACACCAAGGUGGUCACACAAGUUAUCAAUGGUGCCAAAAAUCUGGAUUUGAAAGGCGACCUCUACAUGGCUGGCCUGGCCCAAGGCAUGUACAGCAACCUCCCGAAGCUUGUGGCCUCUCGGGAUGGCUUCCAGGGCUGUCUGGCAUCUGUGGACUUGAACGGGCGGCUGCCGGAUCUCAUCAAUGAUGCCCUCCACAGGAGCGGGCAGAUCGAGCGUGGCUGUGAAGGACCCAGUACCACCUGCCAGGAAGAUUCCUGUGCCAACCAGGGGGUUUGCAUGCAGCAGUGGGAAGGCUUCACCUGCGACUGCUCCAUGACGUCCUAUUCUGGAAACCAGUGCAAUGAUCCUGGUGCUACCUACAUCUUUGGGAAAAGUGGUGGCCUCAUCCUCUACACCUGGCCGGCCAAUGACAGGCCCAGCACGCGCUCUGACCGCCUGGCAGUGGGCUUCAGCACCACGGUGAAGGAUGGCAUCUUAGUACGCAUCGACAGCGCUCCAGGUCUUGGAGACUUCCUGCAGCUUCACAUAGAACAGGGAAAAAUUGGUGUUGUUUUCAAUAUUGGCACCGUUGACAUCUCCAUCAAAGAGGAGAGGACCCCGGUCAAUGAUGGCAAAUACCACGUGGUGCGCUUCACCAGGAAUGGAGGCAAUGCCACCCUCCAGGUGGACAACUGGCCAGUGAAUGAACACUAUCCUACAGGCAACACUGAUAAUGAACGCUUCCAAAUGGUAAAACAGAAAAUCCCCUUCAAAUAUAACCGACCCGUAGAAGAGUGGCUGCAGGAAAAAGGCCGGCAGUUAACCAUCUUCAACACCCAGGCGCAAAUAGCCAUUGGCGGAAAGGAUAAAGGACGCCUCUUCCAAGGUCAACUCUCUGGGCUCUAUUAUGAUGGUUUGAAAGUACUGAAUAUGGCAGCUGAGAACAACCCUAAUAUUAAAAUCAAUGGAAGUGUCCGACUGGUGGGAGAGGUCCCAUCCAUCUUGGGAACAACACAGACGACCUCCAUGCCACCGGAAAUGUCUACCACAGUCAUGGAAACCACCACCACAAUGGCUACUACCACAACCCGCAAGAAUCGCUCCACAGCCAGCAUUCAGCCAACCUCAGAUGAUCUUGUUUCAUCUGCUGAAUGUUCAAGUGAUGAUGAAGACUUCGUUGAAUGUGAGCCGAGUACAGGAGGUGAAUUAGUUAUCCCUCUUCUUGUAGAAGACCCUUUAGCUACCCCUCCUAUUGCUACUCGUGUACCUUCCAUUACACUCCCCCCUACCUUCCGCCCCCUCCUCACCAUUAUUGAGACCACCAAAGAUUCCCUGUCCAUGACCUCUGAGGCGGGGUUACCUUGCUUGUCGGACCAAGGCAGCGAUGGUUGUGAUGAUGAUGGCUUGGUGAUAUCUGGGUAUGGCUCAGGGGAAACCUUUGACUCUAACCUGCCCCCUACUGAUGAUGAAGAUUUUUACACCACCUUCUCCUUGGUAACAGAUAAGAGUCUUUCCACUUCAAUCUUCGAAGGUGGCUACAAAGCACAUGCGCCCAAGUGGGAAUCCAAGGACUUUAGACCUAACAAAGUCUCCGAAACUAGUAGGACUACUACCACAUCUUUGUCCCCUGAGCUGAUCCGCUUCACAGCUUCCUCCUCGUCUGGGAUGGUGCCCAAAUUGCCAGCUGGCAAAAUGAAUAACCGUGAUCUCAAACCCCAGCCUGAUAUAGUCUUGCUUCCGUUGCCCACUGCCUAUGAGCUAGACAGCACCAAACUGAAGAGCCCACUAAUUACUUCCCCCAUGUUCCGUAAUGUGCCCACAGCAAACCCCACGGAGCCGGGAAUCAGACGGGUUCCGGGGGCCUCAGAGGUGAUCCGGGAGUCGAGCAGUACAACAGGGAUGGUCGUCGGCAUUGUGGCUGCUGCCGCCCUCUGCAUCUUGAUCCUCCUGUACGCCAUGUACAAGUACAGGAACAGGGACGAGGGGUCCUAUCAAGUGGACGAGACGCGGAACUACAUCAGCAACUCGGCCCAGAGCAACGGCACGCUCAUGAAGGAGAAGCAACUGAGCUCUAAGAGCGGCCACAAGAAACAGAAGAACAAGGACAAAGAGUAUUACGUGUAAACACGAUGACACCGGUGAGACAUGGAUUUCCAACCGAUUUCUUUACACAUCCACAUAGGAAUACUUUGACAGUGAGACGUGACAGGUGUCAGAACUGUUCUGAGACGGGGUAUUCCAUGACCAUGGUGGGGAAAACCAUUUUUAAAGGACACACACCGAGAGGGAUCUAUCGACCGAGUUCCCCCGAGGCUGCGAGGGUCAGCCCCGGCUGGGAGACGGGAGGUUCUCUCCGCCCUGCUGUAUCAUAAAGCACACGCCCAGAGCCCUGCGCGCUCCGGGGGGCUCCACCACGGCCGCGGACUCGCAAGCUCCCUUCUCUCCAGGACCUUUUAUGAGAGGUACAAGACUUCAUGGCUUACUUGUUCCAUAACUCCAAGUGAGUCUGUAAUGAUGUUUGUGAAGCUUGACUGUAACAAUGUUUUUUUUUUUUCAGUUUAAUUAUGUAAAAAUCAAAAACAUUUAAAAAAAAAAAAAAGAAAAGGGAAAAAAAAGUUAAAAAAAAAAAAAAACUCAAAACAAAAAAGAAAUCACCCUUAUCUGGUUCUGGCCAGUGUGUGUGUAACUUUUCAAGAUCUGAGGGGAUAAAUGGCUUUUGGGUUUCUGUUUAUUUUUUGAGAAUGACUGGACAUAAGAAGAGGGAAAAAAAAAAAAAAAACUCAGAAAACAAAAA